Messenger RNA from Psilocybe cubensis, 399 nucleotides. RefSeq lists its product as uncharacterized. Bases 1 to 399 code for a protein of 132 amino acids. NCBI's taxonomy places the organism in Eukaryota, Fungi, Basidiomycota, Agaricomycetes, Agaricales, Agrocybaceae. The record is from RefSeq and is a predicted model, not a curated record. The transcript has 2 exons.
AUGCCAGUUUCGGAUGCCAUAUUGACGCAGAUUCUGGCCCAGUUGGAGGCAAUGCAAGUCUCCCAGCAGACUAUGCAGGCAAAACUCGAUGCACCCUCUUCUCCUCUGGAACCUAAAUCCAUGAAGGGCCUCCCAAAUCUCGCUACACCAAGCACCCCGCCUAGGGAAGGUGCAUCAACUUCGACGCAGACGGACGAUGCCAAGGAGAGCGCAGUAUCAGUGCAGGCGCAAUCCACAAGGGCCGCCCUUUCCAGCGCACCUCCCUCACUUAGACCUGGCGCAGCGAGCCUUACAGACAAAGAGCGGGAGAAGCUCCUCGUGUCACAACACGAUCCCAACUUGACGAGUUGCGUUGUCGUACAAAUGACUAUUGCGGGCGGGGCUGCAGAAGCAGGGUGA